Symsagittifera roscoffensis is the source of this 1261-nucleotide messenger RNA. RefSeq lists its product as uncharacterized. The record is from RefSeq and is a predicted model, not a curated record. Bases 420 to 866 code for a protein of 148 amino acids. The transcript is spliced from 2 exons. NCBI's taxonomy places the organism in Eukaryota, Metazoa, Xenacoelomorpha, Acoela, Convolutidae.
CCUUUUGUAAUAGAAAGCUAAUAUUAAUCAAAGGUAGGCGACAAAAACUUGCUGUUAGUUUAGCGAUAGGAGGGAAAACAAUUUAUUUAUUUUCUCUCUCUUAGACAGUUCUGCGCCAACUUCUGAAAUCUUCAGUUAAUCUUUUCGCUUUUGAGGGUAAAUGUACGAUAAAAACACCGUUAAUCAAAAAUCGUCACCAAAGAACAACGCCUCCAGCAAAAAAGCCCGAUUUUGAUUUAAGAUACCGUCAGUAGUAAAUUAAUUAGUUCCUCUCUAUCUCAAUUUAUCUUAAUUUGAAAAAAAAAGUAAAUCCUAAGAACUUAAUUAGCUUAGAUUUCAGGUUAAAGUCAUUUGAGAAAAAGAAAAUAAUAACAAGCAUCGUCAACUGAGUGAAAGACCAAGAAACUGGCAAAACUAAAAUGUCGACCCGGAUAUCGAAGUUAAAAAUAUAUCUUUUCUUUUCUCUCGCUUGUGUUUGCCUUUUGAGCCCCCGCGUGUUAUGCCGAAGUGCACACUAUUAUUACGUAAUCGACAACAGUGACGACACAUCCGCGUUCAGUCAGACGAAUGGUGGGCUGGCCGACACUAAUGUGCACACAAUGCAGCUACUUGUGCAGCAGUUGCAAAAACAACUAGAUUCAGCCCACUUCCAGCCGAUGAAACGAGAGGAACCGGCGAACAGUGUCGGAGUGAUCUCCGCCCUAGAUGACCUCACAACAGUCGACUACAGCUCCUCCUUCCCAGUUGGCGGAGAGGAAGGAGACCCCCUUAAGAUCAAAAGGGGGGCACAGGUCACCGGAGAUCAGGCAGGAAACGUGGGAAGAAGAAAUUACAUGCAGCAGCUGCAUAACCUCAGAGGGGGGUAAAAAUAAUGGCACCAAAAUCUAGACCUGAAACCAAAGCACACUUCUGCGUUUAUUCCAUUCUUGACAAUACCCGAAACAGCUUCGAUUGAAUACUUUGGAACUCUCGUCUCGUUUUAUGUCUAAGUUAAAUUGAAUUAGGAUGUGAUGGUAAUUUUUUCAGCGUUCUUUCAGACUAGCAACUUGGUUGAGGUUAAAUAUAUUACUAGUUCAAAUGAUAAACAAUGUUGCUUGUACUUUUGUGGAUAAUUUUCAACCAAAGUUGCACUUAUUUAGAGAAAGAAACAAUCUUUACCAUUUUAUCAAAUCAGUGAAAAAUGCCAAAGCACAACAUAUUCUGUUAUGAAUGAGAUAGAUUGGAUAUCUUAUUUUGCCACCAAUUGAACGAAUGAACUCGC